Molecule: messenger RNA, 1466 nt
Organism: Aedes albopictus (Asian tiger mosquito)
Lineage: Eukaryota; Metazoa; Arthropoda; Insecta; Diptera; Culicidae
Gene: scf
Product: calumenin
Exons: 4
Coding region: 211-1182 (323 amino acids)
Cellular component (GO): endoplasmic reticulum
Molecular function (GO): calcium ion binding
Source: RefSeq, a predicted model, not a curated record
UUCCUCCAGCCAACGCAUAAGAUUUGUACGCAAGCUGAGUGAAAAUCAUCUUCCAAAUUGGUUUAUCAUGUUUGUUAGAUAAUUGACAACAAAAUUGAUCGAAACUGCAUGAAUCCGCCGUACUGUGUUAUGAAUCUCCAGGUGCUUUUGAUAUAAUCAGGCUAAAAUAUUCGUCAGCUACCUAACUUUAAGUAAGAAACUUCCGAAGCCAUGUUCCUGUUACUGCUAGUAUCGAGUAUUUGUCUUCUAUUUAAUUGCGCCGUAUCGGCGAUACCGAAGCCAGAAGAGAAACGUGUGUUGGAUCAUGAGAUCAUCAAUCGUGUGCAGCACUUCCAGAACGAUGAACACAACAAGCAGUACGAUCACGAGGCAUUCCUCGGGGAAGACGCGAAAACGUUCGAUCAGCUAGAACCGGAAGAAAGUCGACGAAGAUUGGGUAUCAUAGUGGACAAGAUUGACACAGAUAAAGAUAACUUUGUCAAUUUAGCAGAGUUGAAAGCGUGGAUUCAGUAUACCCAGAGACGGUACAUAGAUGAUGACGUUAACCGACAGUGGAAACAGCACAAUAUGAAUGGUAGUGAUCAAAUUAACUGGGAUACUUACCGGAAGAAUAUUUAUGGUUUCCUUGAUGAUAUGGAUCCCAAGGAGCUUGAUCAAGGUGACGAACAUAAUUCUUACAAGCAUAUGCUAACUAGAGAUCGACGGCGGUGGAGCGUCGCCGAUAGGGAUGGCGAUGAUUCCCUAACUAGAGAGGAAUUCACUGAUUUCUUACAUCCUGAAGAAAGUCCUUACAUGAGAGACAUUGUUGUGCAAGAGACAAUCGAAGAUAUCGAUAAAGACCAUAAUGGAAAGGUGUCAGUGGAAGAGUAUAUUGGAGAUAUGUACCGUGCGUCGGAGGACAACGAAGACGAACCGGAAUGGGUGAAACACGAGCGUGAGACUUUCAACAACUUCCGUGACAAAGACAAGGAUGGCUUCAUGGACAAUCAGGAAGUCAAGGACUGGAUCAUUCCUGCCGAUUUCGAUCACGCUGAGGCGGAGGCACGCCAUUUGAUCUACGAAGCCGACUCAGAUGCUGACGAAAAAUUAACCAAAGAAGAAAUCAUUGAAAAAUACGAUCUUUUUGUUGGAUCACAAGCAACUGAUUUUGGAGAGGCUUUGACGCGCCACGAUGAGUUCUAAAAACAACAAACACUAGGUUUAUCUUCUUUCGUUGGUCGAAUACAAUCCGGUUUUAAAAACUUAACUAAUAUGCGAUCUUUUGCGAAUAACUUUAACAAAUGUAAAUACUCAGGCACCAGUUUUUCAAACGGGAUAACUUUGAACAAUACGCAUUACUAAUAUUAUGUGACCCUUUUAUGUUUGUAUGUGAAAUCGGUAGCCUAAUUUAUUUUAAUCUCAUGAUGCUUAUAGAUUUUAAUUUAUCAACUUAUAGUAUUGCAUGGAAUAAAUGGUAUCAAAUUUUA